AAGCAGCGAGGUGGCUGAGUGGUUGGCGGCGAGAAAAUGGCGGCUGGGCCGAUAUCUGAACGGAACCAGGAUGCCACAGUGUAUGUCGGAGGCCUGGAUGAAAAGGUGUCUGAGCCUCUUCUAUGGGAGCUCUUCUUGCAAGCAGGGCCUGUAGUGAAUACACACAUGCCCAAAGACAGGGUCACGGGGCAGCAUCAAGGUUAUGGCUUUGUGGAAUUUCUGAGUGAGGAGGAUGCCGACUACGCCAUAAAGAUUAUGAACAUGAUAAAGCUCUAUGGGAAACCCAUUAGAGUAAAUAAAGCCUCGGCGCACAACAAAAACCUGGAUGUCGGCGCCAACAUCUUCAUUGGAAACUUGGACCCAGAGAUUGAUGAGAAGUUGCUUUAUGACACCUUCAGCGCUUUUGGUGUAAUCUUGCAGACCCCCAAGAUCAUGAGAGACCCAGACACCGGCAACUCCAAAGGUUAUGCCUUCAUCAACUUUGCCAGUUUUGAUGCUUCGGACGCAGCCAUUGAGGCCAUGAACGGACAGUACCUGUGCAACAGGCCCAUCACCGUCUCCUAUGCUUUCAAGAAGGACUCCAAAGGAGAGCGGCAUGGGUCGGCCGCAGAGAGACUGCUGGCUGCCCAAAACCCACUUUCACAGGCUGACCGGCCUCACCAGCUUUUCGCCGAUGCCCCUCCACCUCCGUCUGUACCAGCUGUCAUUACAUCAUUAACAAGUGCAGUUGCUGCAGGCAUGCCCACAUUUCCUCCUGUCCCUCCACCUGGUGCAAUGCCGCCGGGUAUCCCACCCUCAAUGCCGCCUCCUCCAAUGUCUCCUGUCACAGGCGCCGGGCAAGCAGCUGCAGCUGCUCCUCAAGUCCCACUUCCUUUUCAGUCUGCAGCUAUGCAUCCAGGUAUGCAGAUGCAGAUGCCUCACCCCUCUAUCCCAGGAGCAUCGCCGCUUGGAACACGUCCACCUGGAAUGGGACCACCAGGACCCCCUCCUAUGGGAAUGCCACCAAGAGCGCCACCGUUUGGAGCCAUGGGUCACCCAGGCAUGCCUCCAGGUAUGAGGCCACCACCCCUGAUGCCACCAUACAACGGGCCACCUCGACCCCCACCAUAUGGUUACCAACGUGCCCCAGUACCCUUACCCCGACCGGCCCCACGCCCACCAGCACCACCUCGACCUCCAAUGAGGCUCCCUAUGUCACAAUGAAUAGAAGAAAUGGACUCCCCUUCAGCCUGUGUAACAUGUUAUCCCUACAGACCAUCAGAACUUGUCAGCAUUUAAGCCCAGUUCAUUUCCAUUUCAGAUAUAGCGGCCCCCCAUCAGUUUGUUAUUAAUUCACAUGUACAGGUGUACAGAAUUGUUUUUGUAACAAAGCCCUCUGGGAAUAUCCCCAUAGGCUCCUGUUGUCAUUUUACAUUCCAUGGCUGGAAUAAAUAUCAGUGCAGUUUUUAUGUUAUUGCCAUGUAGGUAUGUGAAUUGCAUUGCUUCAAUAAAUGGAAAACUCCAUAGACAUUU
This is a messenger RNA of Xenopus tropicalis (tropical clawed frog), 1512 nucleotides long. It is a transcript of the gene sf3b4, whose product is annotated as splicing factor 3b subunit 4. Gene Ontology annotation, cellular component: nucleus. The transcript is spliced from 6 exons. Lineage: Eukaryota; Metazoa; Chordata; Amphibia; Anura; Pipidae. Gene Ontology annotation, biological process: mRNA splicing, via spliceosome. Gene Ontology annotation, molecular function: RNA binding; nucleic acid binding. The coding region runs from base 37 to 1203 and encodes 388 amino acids. The record is from RefSeq and is marked provisional.